Molecule: messenger RNA, 3797 nt
Organism: Cyprinus carpio (common carp)
Lineage: Eukaryota; Metazoa; Chordata; Actinopteri; Cypriniformes; Cyprinidae
Product: UNC93-like protein MFSD11
Exons: 14
Coding region: 230-1636 (468 amino acids)
Source: RefSeq, a predicted model, not a curated record
AUGAUCUACGCGUAAACUUACCCUACCUUGAGGUGUCGGUACGUGAUCUUUCAGCGCUUACUCAAUCGACAACAUUUGAAAGCAAUAUUUAAACAAGUAUAGAUACACUUUCACGCACAUCUUAAUGUUCAUGAAGUGAAGGCUGCUGAAUUUAAAGAUCUAGCGUGACGGAUGCAGCAACAGCAACAGCUGCGUGUUAAAGUUUGGCUUUGUGAAUAGGUUUGCUUGGAUGCUGGUUUUAUUUACAUGGACCAAGACACACUGGCUGAAACUUGAGGAUUUAAUCGAGCUGAGGAUGGCGGAUAUCAGGACAUAUAAUGUUGUUAUUUUGGGAAUAGGAUUUUUACUAAUUUUUACAGCCUUCACCACCUGUGGUAAUAUCGAACAAACAGUGGUGAAAAGCUUGAAUAGCACUAACUUCACUGGAAGCGGCUACCAUAGCCUUGGAAUAAUAUAUGGAGUUUUUUCAUUCUGUAAUGUGUUAGCCCCCAUUAUCGUUACAAUAAUUGGACCACAAUUUACCAUGUUCUUGAGUGGAGUUCUGUAUAGUGGUUAUAUAGCUGCAUUCAUCAUUCCAUCCACAUGGUCCUUUUAUUUCACAUCAGUAGUAAUUGGCAUUGGAGCAGCCAUGCUUUGGACAGCUCAAGGGCACUUUCUAGUGGAGAACUCUGAUGCUUCCACCAUCAACAGGAACACAGGAUUGUUUUGGGCUUUACUGCAGUGCAGUAUGUUGUUUGGAAAUCUAUACGUUUAUUUUGAUUGGAAAGGAAAAACUGAAAUUACAGAUAAAGACAGAAAGAUUAUGUUUACUGCUCUGCUGGUUAUCUCAGCACUCGGGACACUAAGUUUUCUUGCAUUGAGGAAGGUCUGUCAGCAGGAAGAGAUUCUCUCUGAAGAGGAGGGCCAGUAUCUGUUAUCGGCAAGACUGAAAUAUAAACAAAGAGCAACAUCUGCUGUGACGGAAACUAAAACACAGUUUAAGACGAUUUUGGAAAUCUUCAAAACAAAAACCAUUUUGUUAUUAAGUUUCUGCAUGGCAUACAGUGGUUUGGAGCUGUCGUUUUACAGUGGCGUUUAUGGAACCUGCAUUGGAGCUACGACACACUUUGGCGAUGUAGCAAAAGGCUUAAUUGGCAUUUCAGGCAUUGUGGUGGGAAUCGGAGAAAUAGUCGGGGGAGGAUUGUUCGGCCUUGUAUUGAAGAAUAACCGUUUCAGGCGCACUUCAGUUGUCUUCUUAGGGAUGGUUGUGCACUUUGUUGCCUUCUAUUUGAUAUUCCUCAACAUACCAGAUGAUGCACCUGUGGUUUUCCAAACAAGCUCACAACAUAAGCCAUAUUUGGUACCAAGCUUGUCCAUCGCCCUGCUGUGUAGCUUCUUACUGGGUCUUGGGGACAGCUGUUUCAAUACUCAGCUCUACAGCAUUCUGGGCCGGGCGUUUGCUGAGCAGAGUGCACCAGCCUUUGCUAUAUUCAAAUUCAUACAGUCUAUGUUUGCAGCUGUGGCGUUCUUCUACAGUGGUUAUAUUCUACUGACCUGGCAGCUCCUCGUGAUGGUCAUCAUGGGAUUCACAGGAACGUUGUGUUUUUUCAUGGUGGAGAGGAUGCAGAAUAUGUCAGCUGACAUACAGGAGUAUUAGGUUGGGAUCUUUCUCAGGAGACAUUUCAGUAAGUGUACUACUUGCACUAUUUGUUUGUUGUAAUUAAGAUGAAGUUGGUAGUAUAAAACACUACUCGGGAUUUAUGCGAAAGAGCUAUUGUUAUUGCAGGACUUUUGGAACCUUAAAAAUACAGAUUUUUUUAUUUACAUGCUAUGAUAGAAAAUUGUUAGCUGGAAUUGCAUUACGAUUUAGUAUUGUAUUACUUAAAAAUGAUAUUUCAAUAUUUUAAAGGUGCACUCUUAUGUUGUGUUGACUGACGUGGCAGUGUUCUUAUACUGAUACCUAGUGGCGUAGUUGCAGUAUUACAUAAACGCAAAGGGUCUUGAAUCUCACUGAUUCUGUUGUAGAAAUUCACUUGACUUAGUUAUUUUGUGAGCGAAGGUGUCGGAUAACAGCUGAGUUAGCAAGAUAAAACUAGUAUUCCACAGGUCAUGUGAUCAUUGGACCUGCUCCAUGUAAAAUAUAACAGAUUUUUAUUACGUAUUAGCAUCUCUUUAUGUGUACUAUGUGUUAAACAAAUACAUAAUGAGGACAAAUACUGAGUGCACCUUUAAAUUUCAUGUAAAAUGAUGUUGGUGACGAUCAGAUGAUGGCUCGGUAAUUAACCUCUAAAUUCAUAUACAUAUACACCAGUAUACACCAUGCAACUUAUAGUCAAAAUUUUGUUAUCAUUAAGAUGUUUAUGUUUUUGAAAGAAGUCUGAAUUGUCUACACACAGUGGAGCUGUAUCAUUUCAGUUAAGAAAGCAUUUCUCUCAGGGUCCUGCUAUAUAACUGUGAUUUUUAUAGGAUCUGUAACUCUAAAAGGCUAAAGACAUGUCAAUUUCGCUUUAAGUUUUCUUUUCUAAAAUGAUUUUAUACUUUAUAUACACUCUGUGUUCUUUAUUGUGAAGCUUUGUUAAGUUGAUAAACCAGAUAAGCUGGUUCAGAUACUGAAAGUAUUACUCAUAGAUAGCCAGACAGUGAUGUCAUGAGGAUUCUAUGUCACGAGACAGUCAGAACUGGUUUAAACAAUGUUUACACAAUCGUCAUCUUCAUAUCAAAUGUCUUCUUGUGUUCACACAUCACAAAAAUGCUGUUUGUUGGAAACCAGUUUUUUAUCUGAAGCAACAGCUCUCUAGGCAUAAAGUUAACAUGAGAUUAUUUGUUUAGUAAAUCUGGCUUUCACUAAAUAUAGGUAACUGAAUGAAUAAUGAUUGAAGCAAGUUUUACAUAACAUUUUACAUAGCAUAAAAUGUUGCCGAACAUUACACAAAUAUCUUAUGCAUAAUACAUGAUAUAGUUCAGUCUGUUUUGUAUGUUUUAAUGUGUAAUUUUUACAUUUGUACUACACCCCUGCUACACUCUAGCCAAUUUAAGGCAUACAUUUCAUAGAUUGCAGCUAUGCAAUAAUUUAUGUGUUUCACAUUGUAAAAAUUUGUGUUUAGAUUUAGCCUAUUUGUGCAAAAAUCGGAUUUUUGAAUUUGGUAAUUGAUAGUCAGUAUGAAACAUCCCGUCCUUUUAGGUUUGAUUUGACAUUUUAAGGCAUUUCAAUAAAGAAUUAUUAUUAUUAUAAUGUGUUACUAUUUAUAGUAUUUUUACUGUCUUUUGAUUAUUAUUUUUCCACAUUAUAGUUUAGUGCUUGCAUAAGACAUAUUCAGCGGUUAUUACCACAGUACUGAAUCUCACAUUAGUGUAAUGAAUUUCAAGAACUUCUUGAAUUUGAUCUGCCUGAGAAAAAGAAGCGUGAAAAGGAAGCCCUUCACUUUGUGAAGGAAAAAAAAAUCAUCAAAAUAUAAAUAAUUAACAUUUUGGGAUUUCCAGUACUUUUUUCUUUUGUUGAUGUAAAUUUUGAUGCCUCUGAAUUUAAACAUCUAUUGUGUCACUUUAUUCUAACAAAAAAUAAAAAAAUAACAAAAAGUGUCAUCCACAACAAUGUUUAAUACAUACAGUAUAUUUUUUUUUGUGGAAAAAAUAAAAUGGUGGAAAAAUACAAGACUGACAUGGCAAUAAUAAUAAAAAUUGUAAUAUUAACUUUGCAUUUUACAUUAACAAAUGUAACUCUCAGUGUGCAUCAAACAAUAAAAGGCUGUAAAACAUGCAGUAGGUUGAUCAGGAUUAUUUAAGACUAUUAACACACAUGCAAUAAUGAAUUUGAGACA